Molecule: messenger RNA, 1935 nt
Organism: Aspergillus chevalieri
Lineage: Eukaryota; Fungi; Ascomycota; Eurotiomycetes; Eurotiales; Aspergillaceae
Exons: 2
Coding region: 1-1935 (644 amino acids)
Molecular function (GO): protein binding
Source: RefSeq, a predicted model, not a curated record
AUGCGGGUGGGUAUUAUGUCAUAUCGGUACGCUCUUUUAGUUUCCGCCCGCCGAUUUUCUAGUUCGGCCAUUCGCUACUCCACGAAUUUCUCGAUUCAUAAGGGGAGGAAGACUACGGCUGCUGCUGUUGAGACACAGUAUGGCAGCAAUUGGGGAGACGCAAAGCCCCAGAAUGGAGGGAAGUUCGCGCUAGCACAAUUCCCCAAUCCUCUGGACGGACCGCAGCCAGGAUAUAAGACAGAAGCAGAGAGAGAAGACCAAUUCUACCAGGUUAUUCAGAAUGCACAGCCUGACCAAGUCAUGGACGCGAUGCGGGACCCUCGCUAUGCUGGGAUGGUCGCAUCAAUGCCCCAGAAUAUAUUCGUUAAUGCCCUACACCUUCUAUCGCCGGGCUAUUUCAUAGAUCCAUAUCGUGAAAUACACCGACCACUUCAUCCAUCAACAGUACAAACGAAGGGGUACAAGUCACUGGUGUCUAUUUUUGAUGAGUUUGUGAACAACAUUGCGGCAAUCGUGCAGCUUCGUCAAUCGGCCGGACACCACCUGGAUCUAGCUGAAUACACUUAUUUACUGGGCUGCGCGCGGGCAAUUGGUGAUGGGGUAAUGGCAAACAGAAUCUGGUACGGCAUGAAGGAAAACGAAGUGGAUCCGGAUGUGCAAUGCUACAACUAUUACAUGGAAGCCAAGGCUUGGGACGGCGCGUACACUGGUCGGGAAAAGUACAAUUUGCGAGUGACCCCAUUUGCUUAUCGCAAGCGAAGGUUCGUCGAUCCUAAUGAAGGCUGGCAGGGCUACGGGACUGCUGGUCGGAGUGUCCGCAAAGAGGUACUGGAUAUUCUCAACGAGAUGACGGAGGCAGGACACCAAGGGGACGAAGCAACCUUUGUGAAUGUGAUUCUGGCUUGCGGCCGAGUAGGGCAUUUGAGAGGCAUCAAAAAUGUGCUCAAGACGGCGUGGAACAUCGAUGUCGAUGCGCUGUUGGCGGAAUCAGACAAGUCCAAUCUUCUUUUGGCCACGACGUAUGAUCCCUCAUCACCUUUGCACCCUAGCAGCCGCCUUCUCUUCGCAGUUGCGCAUGCACUCGUCCCGGAAAAGGUGUGGCUCGAGCUGUUCGAGCGGGCUUUCGUGCUGUCCCGUCCACGAUUUGGCCCUGAUGCAAGGCGCAACGCAAAGGGCAAGAUCCCCUACGAUUUUUUAAAUGGCAUGUACCAUACCAUGAUCUCAGCACCGUACAAUGUCCGCCCAACAAUCCAAAUCCACCACAUGCUCGCCAAAACAGCCUGGGACCGAGAUCGGCUCUCCGAGUUCCUGCAGCACGUGCGCGCCGCGUACAAUGUUUUAGUCGAGACACGACAAAUGCGAAAGAAAGCUCGAUACAUAAUCGAAGAAUACCUAUGCGCAUUACACACCCAUACCAACCCACAACAGCGAAACGAGAUCAUCAACUCCCCAUCCCUCGCAGACGCAGUACACAACUACGACAUCCUCCGCCUCCGCGCCGCCCAACAGACCAUGAUCAUGGAACGACUUGCUCGUCUCCUCAUUAUAAACAACCGCUGGACAGGCCGCAACAAUCCAGUCUGGGAACGAUGCCUUCUCCCCCGCGCAGUUGAAGAGUGGCAGGAUUUUCUACCUGAAUCAUUCAAUUAUCCUACCAGUGGGGGACUGGUGCAGUUUCGUGGAAAGACACGCUGGGGUGAGGCUUAUGUCAACUAUCAUGAUAGGGUUCCUAUGCGGCGACGGACUGCUGGCGGUCCUUGUGCAGACGAACAGGUAGAUGGGGAAGAGCCGCGUGAGAUUGAUGAUGAUUUCUUCUGGGAACGGUGUCGAUGGGCGUUUUCGUCGGUUGAUUUUGAUAGUCCCCCAUUGAGUCGGUUGUUUUGGGGAUGUGGUGCUCCGAGGUUUGAGAAUGCUGGCGCUGGUGAUGCAAAGUGA